Symbiodinium sp. CCMP2592 is the source of this 2550-nucleotide messenger RNA. Lineage: Eukaryota; Dinophyceae; Suessiales; Symbiodiniaceae. The record is from the annotation of a GenBank genome assembly.
AUGGCGACUUCGAAAGCCUUGGGCGACCAACUGCUCACCAUCUCCUCACUCGCAGAGACCAUGACAGACCAGACAACGAAAGACCGGAUGAUCGAGUCCUGUAUGGAGUCUGCCAAGAAGCAGAUUUCGGGUCUCCGCCUCACGGAUUCAGCAGAAGUCCAGACACUGUUUGCUACGGUGCAGUCCUUGAACUUCAGCGACAGUCAGAAGGACGAGCUGAUGCGGCAGAUCGGUGAUCGUUUCAUGGCAUGCAGCACACCCAAAUCACAGGGCAGCAAGAAGUCCAUGCAGACCAUGGACGACCCGGGAUGUUUCCUCCGGGUCUCGGAUGUGACCUUCAUCUCGAACCCAGACCACACCAUUAAGGCCAAGGCAAGUCGGAUGGCCAUGCUGUUUUGCGGCAUCAACUGCAGCUGCCCCACGGAGCCUACUUCGGGCCGAGCUGUGGGAGUGCUCAACAACGACUUUGGUGUCAAGGAACUCGACGACCCUCAAGUGUUUUACAACACAGUUCAGGAUUUCAAAGCCGCCUUGAAGUCGCAGUUCAAGUCCAAUCCCAGUGGGUCGACGAGCCAUGUGCACAACUUCACGACACCGGCAGAUCUACCCUCCGAUGUGUAUGCGAGAGCAUAUGGUGAGGAAGGGCCGUCCGGACAUGCCGGCCUGGGUGGCUCCAUCGGUCCAGUUCGAAAGUCUUCUGCGAUGUUGAAGAGCCAGAACAACCAGAAGGUUCCUACUCUAGACCUUCAGGUGCCUUCGCAGAACAACAUGGCGAAUAUGAUGAUGCAAGGGUUCCAGAGCAUGCAGCACAUGUUCAAUGUCUUCGCAGGUGCACAGCAGGCUGGCAUGUCCGGCCAGCAGAACAUCUUCAUGAACAACACCAAGACGAACCCGCCGAAGCAAAUCCUCGCACUCACGAAUGGACCCGAUGCAGCAUCGAGUCCAGCACGUGCAGAGCCGGAGCGAGCUCAGCCGCCUAUGACUCCGGAAGAGCAGGUGAACACCAUGCUCUCCAGCUGGAAGAAUCGUCAAGAGGAGAACAAGAAGAGAGCCGAGGAUGGCAAGGCCGGUGAUCCGGAGGGUGGCAGCGAGAAGGCCGAGGAUGUGCAAAGUGCCGAUGGAAGCGAGGACCAAUUCCUGCACAGCUUGUGCAUUGCCCGAGUCAUGACAUCCAGCUCCAGCUCCAAACCUUUGGCAAGCCUGGGGAGGAAGGUGUUUGUAUCACAACGAGGUCUGGAAUCCGUGCUCAGCGAUUUGAAGAAGACCGGUUUCCUCGCCGACGAUUUUGCUACCACCUCGCGAGCCUCGGUUAAGCGAGCGAGGGAUGGUGAAGAGAAGUCGUGGGAGAAUGCCUUUGGGCAGAUGAUCAUUAACAUGGACAUCCCACAUGAGAGCGAUGACACGAAAUUUGUUAGGGUUCCCUUCGUGCCACCUGUUGUGCUGCUGCAGCACUGCAUCGCCAACGAGCACUACUCAAAAAGUGUGGCCAGUCCAGCCCUGGAGAAACUACAAGUCAUCUACUGGUCCAUCGUCCAACACGGGCAAGAUCUGGCCUCGGAGUGGCUUUGGUUCCCUUUGUGUAUACUGAGAAGCACUCUUUGCAAUCGGAUCGGCGGCCUCACUGUGCUUUGGAAACAUGCCAUCCAGCACAUGUUCAUGGAUCAUGACAUGAGGCAUGGUGUGGUGCUGCAGACAUCCACCACAGCAUUUCCCGUCUUUGCCGACCUCUCUGUUCUUAUAGCGGACGAGGCAGCCCUGAAACAAACAGCUGAAAGCAAAGGUUGGGGUGUUGCUAGGCCGCCUGGCUUUCCCGAGCAACAGAUACACGACUUCGUGCAAUCCUUCCAUUGGCCGGUGCAAUUCGCUGGUGCGGAUGCCAAGUCAGUUCUCGCCAAAAAGCGAGAGGACAAGACUGCCCCGGUGAAAGCAGAAGCCUCCGAGAGCAUUGCGAACUCUCUCGCUAAUUACGGGGCAGAGUACUGGGUUCCGAAGAACCACAUGACCAUGCACCUACCCGAAUUCUUGGCUCGGCACGGGAGGCUGCUCUCGUGCUUCGUGCACGAAAGGAAACACAAGCUGGUCAAGAGGUUCGCAAACAACAUGGAGGACACAUCCAGAUCAUACGAAGCUACCGUCCUUCGCGAGACCCUUGCAGCUCAGUUCCUUGCGAUGCAGGACGAACUCCUUCCAGGGGAUGUGCGACUCAUCGGCAAGAGACGGUGCACAAAGGCAAUGGCCAGCCUGAUCCGGGAUGUGUUCGGCAACUCCGACGGUGUGUUUCAAGCACAGGCAGCAUUGCAUGGCGGAGGAUUCCGGUGCUCCCAUGGAGAUGUCGUCAGAGCCAAGCAUGCACAGGAACACGUUGUCGGCAUGAUUCACUUUCAUGUUGAGGUUGACGGCCUGCCUCUCACAUGCAUGAGUCCAUGGAGCCAUGUGGCCGAUCACAUGUACCGUGUGAAGCACGAAAGUUUCUUCAUCAACACGGCAUGCAUUCUUUCGGCUUGCAUCUGGUCUCGCAAGGGCGACGAUGCCAUCGUGUUGUUGGAGUGA